This is a messenger RNA of Hyla sarda, 1545 nucleotides long. RefSeq names its product S-phase kinase associated protein 1 (gene SKP1). Gene Ontology annotation, molecular function: cullin family protein binding. Gene Ontology annotation, cellular component: cytoplasm; nucleus. Bases 312 to 803 code for a protein of 163 amino acids. Gene Ontology annotation, biological process: SCF-dependent proteasomal ubiquitin-dependent protein catabolic process. NCBI's taxonomy places the organism in Eukaryota, Metazoa, Chordata, Amphibia, Anura, Hylidae. The record is from RefSeq and is a predicted model, not a curated record. The transcript has 7 exons.
UAGUUCACGCUUUAUGAUUGGCUGACGAUUUCUACAACACAAACUUUACACGCCUCAAGGUGGAAAUUUCAAUAGUAUAAUUUCCGGUUUCGCUGCCAUUUUCUAGGAGAUCAGUUUUGCGGUCUUCCUCGUGGUAGACACUGUUUCUUGGAGACACUUUAUACCGGUGUUUAGUAUCUAAAGUAGCCCUACCUUUUGCCGCUUCUCCGCUUGGGUGACGCAGCUCACUGGGAGGUGGAGUAGAGAGGCCGGUGGGCAGCGCAGAGCGGAGCUGAGGCCUUAUAUUGUGUCCGUCGUCGAGGUUGAACACGAUGCCGUCAAUUAAACUGCAGAGCUCUGAUGGAGAAAUCUUUGAAGUGGAUGUAGAAAUUGCAAAGCAAUCCGUUACCAUAAAGACAAUGUUGGAAGAUUUGGGCAUGGAUGACGAAGGAGAUGAUGACCCUGUGCCACUUCCUAAUGUAAAUGCAGCCAUUCUUAAGAAGGUGAUCCAGUGGUGCACUCACCACAAAGAUGACCCCCCUCCACCUGAGGAUGAUGAGAACAAAGAGAAGAGAACAGACGAUAUUCCUGUAUGGGACCAGGAAUUUCUUAAAGUAGAUCAAGGAACUCUCUUUGAACUUAUCUUGGCUGCCAACUAUUUGGAUAUUAAAGGGCUUCUUGAUGUAACCUGCAAGACUGUGGCAAACAUGAUUAAAGGCAAAACGCCAGAAGAAAUUCGGAAGACAUUUAAUAUAAAAAAUGACUUUACUGAAGAGGAAGAGGCACAGGUGCGCAAAGAAAAUCAGUGGUGUGAAGAGAAAUAAAAUGCUGUGCGUCUUGUCAUUAGAACACUAUUACUCUGGAGCACUUUUUCUAAAAAAAAAAAAAAAAAAACAUUUAUUCAUUUUCUCCUAAAAUGUAUAAAUUGACAAAAUUACAGCCUAAACUGUUAACACCCAACUGUCUGUCCAAUUAUUGCCGACACACAGACCUUAGACAAAAAGAUUACUCAUGAAUCUUUAGGAAUAAAUUGACAACUGACUGUGCUGUUCCUCUGCUAACAGUGUUUUAAGAAAAGAUGUCCUGCAAUUAUUAUUUUAUAAGGAAUACAAAUAAAGUAUUUACUGAAACAAACCUUUCAGGAGACAUGGCAGGUCUUUUGUAAUGAGAUGUUCUCCUAUACUGGUCUGCAACAAAGGUUUCCAUAGAAUGCAAUUUCAGGACAAGUUUUAGCCAUACUACUUAUCCACAAACACUUUGCGUUGUUGGAAGAUUGUGAAUAAAAGUAAUAUAAAAACCUCUAACCAUAGAUUCUGGGUAGGAUGGAUUUCAGUGACCUGGAUUUUCCAUUGACUUAUUUGCUUCUGUUAAGCUAAGAGACAAUUUUGUUUUCUCCAAAAAAAUAAAUAAAUAAAUAAAUGCUCAUCAGGUUCUGCACUUUAACUAUAGAUCUGUGCAGCUUUCCCUCCUCUAGCUUCUAUACAUGUAUGUGUUGUGUUCAUUAUACUUUUUAAUCUGUAUCGAAGAGCAGGUUUAAAAUUUCCUAAUAAAUUUGAAUUUAAAGGA